This is a messenger RNA of Coniophora puteana RWD-64-598 SS2, 1094 nucleotides long. RefSeq lists its product as uncharacterized. Bases 39 to 908 code for a protein of 289 amino acids. The transcript has 15 exons. Lineage: Eukaryota; Fungi; Basidiomycota; Agaricomycetes; Boletales; Coniophoraceae. The record is from RefSeq and is a predicted model, not a curated record.
ACGACGCCAUCCUUCUUCCUGUCCUUACGCUGCCCGACAUGGCUCCCAGUCCCGCAACAGCGAUGCAGGGGCCCAUGCUCCUGGGCACCAUACUUAACGUCCUGCUUUAUGGAGUCUUCAUUGUCCAGGUGUUCACUUGGUAUACGAACUACAAGAGGGAUCUUCCGCUGAUCAAGACCCUCGUGGUGAUGCUCCUGUUCGCGAGCACGCUCGAGAUUGGCUUCAUCCUGGUGUAUAUGUAUGAGUGCCUUAUAAUCAACUUCUAUAAUGAGGCGUAUCUAAUGACAACGACGUGGGUCUUCUACAUAAUACCUGCUUUCAUUGGCGUCGUCCAGGCUCUCGUCCAGUCAUUUUACGCGUGGAGAGUAAACACCCUCCUGUCCGGUCUGAGGAGGAAAAUCGCCAUAUCCCUAAUAUGCAUCCUCGUCGCCAUUGGACUCCUCUCUACCAUUGGUACCGGAGCCGCCACACGGAGGGUUGACAGGUUCAGCGAGUUCCCGCGGAUUGCUGUCCCCGUGUGCAUGUGGCACGGCAGCGCGUUCAUAUGCAACUCCGCGCUCACCGGCGUCCUCCUUCGAAGUUUGUUUAAACCUGAAACAUCUUCGAUACGCCCACGGAACAUUCUCGAUGGUCUGAUUAUCUUUACGGUCCAGACGGGCUUGUUCCCAGUCGUGUGGGCCAUCAUUAACCUCGCUUUAUUUGUUGCAAAUAGUAAUGGAGCAUACAUGUUCUUUAGCUUCAGCCUUUGCAACGUCUACACAAACUGCAUGAUGUCCAACCUGAACGAGCGUUCGAUAUGGAAACAUGAGCUACUACCGGUGCGCAGAGAAGACGACGAUGAAGAAUUUACGGCGAUUGUGUUCGGCCCUCGACCAGCACUUGUCGACGACCCUACGAUCAAGCGGUGACGAUACGCCUAGUGCAGAUUUCAUUCCGGGUACCUCACCCACAAGCACUUUUGAUUAUACAUAGUGGGCGAAUAUGGUUCCCUGACUAGCAUCUUGGCACGGACCAAAGUAGUGUAUAUAGAUAUAUACCCAUCCUUAAUCUUCGAAGGCGAUUAAACGUAGCGAUUAUCCUGAAUAUGCAUUAAU